UUCAACACAAAUUACUCUCUCUUCCAAAUCUCUCAAACAACACAGAUUACAUCUAAUUGUAAUAGCAACUAAUUUUAAAAAGAGCCAAAAUGUUUAGUUUUCCCGGAAACGAUGAUCAAUUCUUCUCCCGCCGCUGCGUUUGGGUUAACGGUCCAGUCAUCGUCGGCGCCGGCCCUUCCGGUCUUGCCGUCGGUGCCUGCCUUAGGGAACAGGGCGUCCCUUUUGUGGUUGUUGAAAGAGCUGAUUGUAUAGCUUCUUUAUGGCAAAAGAGGACUUAUGAUCGCCUUAAGCUUCAUCUCCCUAAACAAUUCUGCCAACUCCCCAAACACCCAUUUCCCGAUCAUUUCCCGGAAUACCCCACCAAGAAACAGUUCAUCGAUUACCUCGAAUCCUACGCAAACAAGUUCGAUAUCAAACCCCAAUUCAACGAGUCCGUUCAGUCCGCCAAGUACGACGAGGCCUGCCGUCUAUGGCGCGUCAAGAGCGUCUCCAAUUUCGACGGCUCCGAGGUGGAGUACAUCUGUCAGUGGUUGGUGGUGGCCACCGGCGAGAAUGCGGAGUGCGUCGUGCCGGAGAUUGACGGUUUGAAGGGAUUUAACGGUGAAGUCCUCCACGCAUCUCAGUAUAAAUCCGGGGAGAGAUUUUCAGGGAAGAAAGUUCUCGUUGUGGGUUGCGGCAAUUCAGGAAUGGAAGUCUCUCUCGAUCUCUGUAACCACAAUGCAGAGCCGUCGAUGGUGGUUCGCAGCUCUGUUCACGUAAUGCCAAGAGAAAUAUUCGGAAGAUCCAUCUUCGAGUUAGCCACCCUGAUGCUGGCCUGGUUACCCCUGUGGCUGGUGGACAAGUUCAUGCUUCUAUUUUCAUGGAUGAUGUUAGGAAACAUGGAGAAAUACGGGCUCAAGAGGCCAAAAAUGGGGCCUUUGGAGUUGAAGAACGUUAUGGGGAAAACCCCUGUUCUAGACAUCGGCGCAUUGGAGAAGAUUAGAUCCGGAGAGAUUAAGGUUGUUCCCGGAAUCACAAGGUUUUCAUCGGGAGCCGUGGAUCUGGUCGACGGUCAGACAUUAGACAUCGACGCGGUCGUUCUUGCAACUGGGUACCGUAGCAACGUGCCAUACUGGCUUCACGAAACAGAGUUUUUCACAAAAGAGGGAUUCCCAAACACCCCGUUCCCAAAUGGGUGGAAAGGAAAGGCGGGUCUCUAUGCAGUUGGGUUCACAAGAAAGGGUCUGGCUGGUGUAUCCAUAGAUGCAUUGAAGAUCUCUCAAGACAUUGGCAAAGUUUGGAAAGAAGAUUUACAGCAGAAGAAACAGAAAGCUCCUCGCCAUAGAAGAUGCAUCUCACAGUUCUAAUUAUAAAUCAUGCAAAAUUAGAUGAGCCAUUUUUAAAUUCUUUUUUCUAUACAUACAACAACAGAGAAGUAGGAAAAAGAAGUAGUGAGUAAAAUGCUGUAAAAGAGUAGAGCCCUCUCCCUGAAGAACCCUAAUUUUGAGAUAUAUUUAGGGUUUUUCUUUUUCUAGUUUUUUUUUACCAACACCGUAUAUAGGCAUGCAUAGGAUGAAGAGGCUUUCUUUUUCCCUUGUUCCUUUUGUUCAUUUUCACCCAUGAUAUAUAAAUAUACUUUCAU
This is a messenger RNA of Impatiens glandulifera, 1621 nucleotides long. Its product is annotated as probable indole-3-pyruvate monooxygenase YUCCA9. Lineage: Eukaryota; Viridiplantae; Streptophyta; Magnoliopsida; Ericales; Balsaminaceae. The record is from RefSeq and is a predicted model, not a curated record. The coding region runs from base 90 to 1346 and encodes 418 amino acids. The transcript has a single exon. Gene Ontology annotation, molecular function: flavin adenine dinucleotide binding; NADP binding; N,N-dimethylaniline monooxygenase activity. Gene Ontology annotation, biological process: auxin biosynthetic process.